Cyphellophora attinorum is the source of this 1215-nucleotide messenger RNA. RefSeq lists its product as uncharacterized. The transcript has a single exon. The record is from RefSeq and is a predicted model, not a curated record. Lineage: Eukaryota; Fungi; Ascomycota; Eurotiomycetes; Chaetothyriales; Cyphellophoraceae. Gene Ontology annotation, cellular component: nucleus. The coding region runs from base 1 to 1215 and encodes 404 amino acids.
AUGGAUCGACUAGUCUCUUACGCGUGCUGGAGACCACAGACGAUCGACGUUGAUUGUGUCAGCAUCAAUCUGCCCUGUCCCGAGAACGUAUUCACACUCGACGAACCCUUCAAAACACCAACAUUAACCACCCUGCCCUAUCCCUGCGAAGCUACUAGGUUCGGGCUCUCGCCAUACUUCAUUACUGCACUCGAAAUAUGGAGUCAGGCAACCUACAUUCAGAUACUCGGCGGUCUACGCCAUGUCAGUCGCGUUGCGAGCACCUCGGUAGGCGCUUUCGACCAGCUGAGCACCAGACUGGAAGCGUUCAACAACAGUAUGCCCGGCUCCAUGCAGUGGUCGACGCCGAAUCGGCGAGCCUUCCGCCAUAUUCAUCAAGAAGGUCUAUUCAUUCAUCUCCACCUCACGUUGCUGAACACAGCGUGCAUCGUUAACCAGGAGUCUCUUCCAUACCCAGCAGAAGGAAGAGAUGCACAUCGACAAGGUUUGCUUUCUGAUGAAUCUAAUGGCACAGGAACCGACCAAGAAAGAUCAGUGACGGCAUGUGUUCGUGCUUCGACCGAAAUCGUAGCGAUCCUGCAGGAAGCUCGCAAUUCUGAUCUCCAAGCCACGAACCAGCUGCAGUCAGUCGUCUCUGCUUUUGCGAUGCUAUCGGCUGCCAAUGUCCAGCUGUGGAUCCAGUACGUUCAAAGCAGAGACCGCAACGCGCCGCAACACGCCGAGGCACGAGUUGAGUCCAUUAUCGCCAUGUUAGAGUCCUGGAAAAUGACAUGGCCUGUGGCUGAGGACUGGCUGAACACCAUCCGCUUGCUACGCCGCUUGUACGAAGCUACGUAUGCUCCCAUUUCCGGUUCCAGUGACGGACAGCACUUGAACAACGUUGCAGAUCCGCCAGCUCAAGCCGCAGAUGACGCCCAGGAUCGGCCUGUGGCGCGCUUGAUCGAAGGCAAUGGACUACCCGAUUUCAAAGAGCGACUCGUGGAUAAGCUCCGAUUCACGCUACUGUCGUCACUCGAGGACAUGGACGCCAGAAAACGUGUGCUGAAGCCUUCGAUGACUACUGGAAGAGAUCAGGUCGAACUUCCGGCCAGCGAGAUCGAUGAGUUCGAGUACUGGGUGCCCGAAAGCUACGACUUUGGACUACCUGAUCUAUACUUGUCCAACACCUGGCCUGGCCUCGAAAGUGGACACCUAUACGCCCCAGAUGCGGUCUGA